CACACACAUUGUCUGUGUGACACACAUUCUGUGCAUAUUUUCACUGACCCGGACACACAUAUAACACACAGGGAAACUCACUGAGGCCUGCCCCCCCUUUACACACACACACACACACACACACACACACACUCAUACCAAUAGCAGAGAGUGCUUUGUGCAUUCACAGACUGACUGGGCAGCUACUGAAGAGAGAGAGAGGCUGGUGGGAGGAGGGAGAUGAAGACAGCAAGAGACAGAGGGAUUACAAAGAGAAGCAGUCCCAGACAGAUAGAGAAGAAGAAGAAAUAAGGCUUGCAGGGACAGAAGAGACACAUCCAGUAAACACUAACUGGUGGAACGUCGAAGAAGCGUGAACAAGGCAGGAAAAGGAAUACAGAAAUAGGAAGGGAAAUAGGGCUUGUCCAAAAGAGAGGAAGAGAGUUAGUUGUUGUUAAAGAGGCUGGGAGGAACUGAUGGGAUGGCAUUGAUCUCUGGGAGCUGCCGGCUCAUGGGCCGGAUGGCGUCUUGUUGCUGCAGACCGCUGCUCAACUCCUCCUGCUGUGGACCGUUCAUCAAAGUCUGCCUCUCCUCCUUCACAGACAUAUCUCCUGCUGAGCUGGAUGCUCUUUGGAGGGAACCACCAUAUACUCUUGGGAGAGCAAAUGAACACUUCUCAGGAAAUGACAUCAUGACUGAAGGUGCAGGUGAGGAGGAGGACGGUCCAGUGGUGGAAUCAGGUGAAGGAGGGGUGGAGCCUGACAGCUACUGGAAGAAGAAAGAGGCCUUCUUUAGAGGGAGUACUGUGUCACUGGGAGAGAAAUUCUCCUUAGAAAUUGCGCUGGUGUUCACUGGGCGGAGGCGCUCCAGUGUGGAUCCUGACCGGGCCCUACAGGAGGCGCUGCGCACCCGACUCCGAGUGGUGGAGAGCAACAGCCAGGACGUCAUCCAGCUCUUUAAAGACUUGUCUGCACGUUUGGUGUCUGUCCACGCUGAGAAGGAUAGCUUCGUACUCACAUUCAAGACUGUGGAGGAAAUCUGGAAAUUUUCAACUUACCUAGCAUUAGGUUAUGUGGCUCGCUGUUUGGAGAACUUCCUGUGUGAUCAGUCUGUCUGGCUGGACCCAGAGUUGCUGAGUGACCUGGAGAUCAAUGUAACUGUGGAUGAGGAACAUCUGGCCACCCUCUACCUGGGACUUUUACUCCAGGAGGGAUCCUUCUUUGCGAAGGCACUAUUCACAAGAAGUGAGCAGGAUCAGGAAGAUGAAGAACAUCUAUCUUUUAAAAAGAAUGACUUGCUGAUGGUAAGGGACACAGGGCAGGACAACAUGUGGGAGGGCACCAUGCUCUCCACAGGAAACCACGGCCUGGUGCCAGUCAACGCCAUGCAACCGCUGCCUUACCCCUUCUACCAAUGGUUCCUGAGGAAGUACCCAGGCAAUGCUGGAUGCUCGCCAACAGAAAAGGAGGCGUUUGAACAUUCUAUCGUGACAGGUUCCUGUGUAGCAGUGGUUGACUACAGUCCAGUGGGCCCAGAUGAGCUUCAGCUAAGUCAAGGUGACAUUGUGGAUAUCCAGGGUCUACUAGUGCGAGGCCUGGGCGUGUUUAUAGGAACACACGCUUCCACAGGUCACACUGGUUUCAUACACAAGGCCCAUGUCAAGCCUCUGGACACCAUACCCCUAGACAGACAAUUGGUCUUUCUGACUGAGGAGGAGAGGGCCAGUCUGGCUCGGGUUAACCCGUGUAGCUCUGAGCCAAGUGACGGCGGCCUGCUGGAAAGACUCUUCUCGUCUGACAUCAGCUCUGUGUACAGGCUAGACAGACUGGAUGAGACUGACUUCAUGUACAUCAGGAAUCGGCCAAAACAUGAUCAUAAUGUUCCUACAAGCACCCGUCAGAGCAUCGUGUCAGAGAGAAGUGGAGGGACACCCCCGUACCACUCCUCUCCUCGCGCCUCUCUCUCUCACUCCUAUCCCCGCCUGUCCCUCUAUCACUCCAUCUCCCACAACCCUCUGCCACGCGAGGGAGAGCGCCUGUCCUUCACUCUGGAAGACACAUUCAGAGAACUGGACGAGUUCCAGGAAGACCCACCUCUCUUCUUGGAGGACAACAGCUGGGAGGGGGAGGAAUCCGAGCUCAGUGACCCCACAUUGACCCUGCUCAACUGCGAACACUUCCAGGACGACUUCCUGCCCCUGUACGACCUGCAGUAUUCCUUCCUGUGGGUGACCUUCAGUGGUAAGACUGAUGACGAGCUAUCAGGGCACCUAGAGAAUGUCAGGGAGUGCGCCAAGAGGAUGGGCAUGCACUGGGCACAUCGACGGGCAUGCUUCCUCCUGGGAAGACUCUGUGCCCGGAAGCUAAAGCUCUCCCAGGCACGUGUGUACUAUGAGGAGGCUCUCAGUGUUAGCGUGAACAGUUUCUCUGACACGCCGCUCCUCGUCGCUCUCUUCACCAACCUCACCGCUGUCUACCUGAAGCAGCGCAUGGCAGACAAACUGCCCCAGACUCUGGAGAAGGCCAGUGCCCUGCUCCUCUGUCUCCCCUGCCACACCUUCACCUCCACGGAUGAGGUUGAACUGCUGAUGCUGCUCCUGAGGAGAUCAGUGGUGAUAGGGGACAAACACCUGGAGGCUCGCAUCUGCUACCUCAUGUCCAGCCUCUUCCUGCUUCUCAGGAAGGCUGACGAUGCCCUUCCCUUCGUUGAGCGACUCCAGUUCCUCUCAGCGACUCUCUCUGCCGCCGAGGGGCGCCCCAUGGCUCCUGUGGACCUCAAUUGGCUCUUGAGUUGGCUCUAUCAUCAUAAAUACAUGCCUUACUUAGCGCUGGCCUCUCUGAGCCUGGACUCAAGACAAGACCACUCCCUCCACGAUGCUUUCCAGAGGAUUGAGUUGUUUAUCAGGAACUCUGUUCGCCUGAACCCGUGCUGGAAGGAAGGAACCUCCCUGCUCCCUGCCCAGAUUGUGGUUUACCUUCAGCAGGCCCUGGUUAUAGCCGAGCAAGGAGAGGAUAUGAAGACCCAGAGGGACCUGUGUCAGGGCUUGGCCUCAGUCUACCAGCAGUAUGAUGCUCUAGAUAAGGCAGUGCACUGUGCUCAACAAGCUGUGGAGACAGCAGGCCACAUCAAUGAGGAGGAGGGCUUUGAGGCGUCUGUGCUGCUCGGGUGGCUGCUGGUGUUGACAGGCCAGGCUGAGAGGGCCCAGAGUGUCCUACAGCCGCUGCUCACAUCACUCCAGGGCACAGACAGUCCCACGCAGCGAGGAGUGAUCCACAACCUCUUGGCUUUGUGUCUGAGGCAGCAGGAUCGCAUCCCAGAGGCAGGCUGGCAUCUCCACUCUGCCUUGGUAAUCUCCAGGGAAAGUGGAAACCAGAGGAACCAGGCCCUGGCACUGGCCAACCUGGGCUGCCUGGCACUGGAUGUGGGGGCAGCUUGGGUAGCAGAACGCUUCCUGGUCAGAUCCCUGUGUCUUUUUCUGGAGCUCUGGGAAAGCCCCACAGAUGAGGAGCAUGUUCAGACCUACCUUUGGCUGGGGCGGAGCUACAAAGACAGGGGCAGGAGUCAGGACAUCAGGACCUGUUAUGAAAUGGGGCUACUAAUUGCACUACAUGCCAGAAACUUACACAGUCAGAUGGUGGUGGCCAAGGUGCUGAGUCGGCUGUAUGCUGACAUGCUGCUGUAUGGCCAGAGUAUCGUCUACUAUGAGCACUGUGUGUCGGUAUCCAGAGAGCUGAAGGACAAGAGGCUGGAGGGAGAGUAUCUGGAAAUCCUCAGCAGCCUCUACCUCUCACUCAACACUGAAAGAUCAUCUCGUAAAUCUCUGGACUACACCAAGCAGAGCCUGAGGAUUUCUAUUGAUUUGGGCAAGAGAGAGGAAGAGUCAGAGACCUGGCUACAGGUGGGGCGCAUCUAUUACCUCAUCCAGGAGGACGAGCUAGCUGACAUGUACCUGCAGGCAGCAGUGAAGACAGCCCUGAGGAUGAAUGAUCCUCACUUUGCCAUGUGCAUCUACGAAGAGGCAGGAGACGUCUACCUUAAAGGCCACAGGAACCGGAUGGCUUCUCUGCCUUUCUACAGGGAUGGCAGUCUGCCAUUUGCACGGAGCAUCAAGGACAUCCAUUCAGAGUACCGUUUGUUGAGUAAGCUGACAGAGCUGUUAAUGAACCAGGGAGAGCAGGAGGAGGCUCUGCAGUACGCAACACUGGCUGUUGAGAUCGCCAGCAAAACAGGUGUGCAUGUGAAUGAGAGGACAGCCUACCACCGGCUGGCUACAGUCUACUACAGCCUGCAGCAGUAUGAGAUGGCAGAAAACUACUACCUCAAGUCCCUGUCCCUCUGCCCGCCCGUCCUGCAGCACCCUAUGGAGGCUCGCUACUACACCAAGGUCUACUGCAGACUGGGCAAUCUCACGCUACACAAACUGAAGGAUGCUUUUGAUGCUGUGGGCUACUUCCAGUUGGCUCUGGCAGCGGCCCUGGAGGACCAAGCUAACCCUGAGGCUCUGUAUGUGGUGUACAUGAAGCUGGCCGAGAUCCACGGCAACCACUUGCCCGAUGCUCAGCUGUGCCAAGUUUACAGAGACAGAGCCCAGAGUCUGAAGAGAGUUCUGGCUGGAGAGGAAGGCGCUGCUGUUGGAGAGGAAAACAGGGACGAUGCAGACGCAGAGCCUGGCCAAAAGAAGGAAAAGGACUCUGAUGCUGAUUUGGAACGUACAGAAAGUUUGGUUAAGAGAAAUGGCAUUUUCACUACACCUGAAGAUAACUCAUUUCCAAGGACUUGUAUAAUCUAUGGAGACACAGAGGACAGAUAUACAGACACUAAUAUUGGAGUUCCUAAUGGGAAAGAAGAUGCCGACAUUAAUCUUCCUGAUGCAGAUGGCCCUUUUGUGGAUGCCCCGGGGUCUGAGACAGAGACCAUCGCCAGUCAGUCGUACAGUGACAGUAUUUUUAGUGAGUCCUUUGACACAGCUAAGGAGCAGAUCUCAGACUCCAGCAGCUCAACUGACACUUUACAAACUUGCCAGAAUCAAACAGAUGGCAAAGACCCAUGCUUUGAUACUGACCACAGCAUGCCCAGUCAAAUACCUGUCAAUCACAUAAGUGACAUCACAAGAAACACAGACGCCCAAAACAGAGAUUCUGAUAUUCAUGAUGAACAAAACACCCCCACUAAAGAAACAGCUGCUCAUGCAGAUCUUAUUCAAAACAAUGUCAGUCAGACUGAUACUGACCAAACAGAGACUGUUAGCAUAAACACUGAUAAAGCUGUAAGCGUGGACAACACCUGCGACCGCACAGAGAAAGAUAAAUCUGAGACCAGUGACACGCACAGUGCACACAUGGACUUAGAUGACAUCAACGCAUAAUCUCCCACUGGCACUUUAUGUUCUCCUCUGACAUUUCCUUUUUCUGGUCACAUGUUUCUUGACCAGCAAAGUGACUCCAACGUUCCAGCCACAUGGCAUUUAUUGUAGGAAAGAUGAUGUCCAUAAGUUUUCAGAGAUUUAGUGACUUCUAAGCAUGGGCCUUUUAUAUAAUAUAUUGGGUGGUUAUUACAGUGCAUUGUGCUUGUAAGAUAUGUUUUUCUAAAUUUUUGUAUCUCUGGAAGAUAUGACUCAAAACAUAAAUAAUGUUAUUUUGUGUGCUGA
This is a messenger RNA of Siniperca chuatsi (mandarin fish), 5626 nucleotides long. RefSeq names its product SH3 domain and tetratricopeptide repeats 2 (gene sh3tc2). The coding region runs from base 461 to 5344 and encodes 1627 amino acids. NCBI's taxonomy places the organism in Eukaryota, Metazoa, Chordata, Actinopteri, Centrarchiformes, Sinipercidae. Gene Ontology annotation, cellular component: recycling endosome. Gene Ontology annotation, molecular function: protein binding. The record is from RefSeq and is a predicted model, not a curated record. The transcript is spliced from 22 exons. Gene Ontology annotation, biological process: regulation of ERBB signaling pathway; regulation of intracellular protein transport.